UCUUCCGUAACCGUUGUUGCAUGAUUUUGUUGUGGAUUUUUUCUGUUUUAUUGAAUUUCAUUUAUUUUAUUAGUGUUAAAAGUCAAUUUUAUCGCUUUUGAGUGUUCUGUGGCCAUACUACAAGCUUUACACACGAUGUCGACUCCCGAAGACGAGAUCAAAGAUCUCAGGGAGAAAAACAAUGAAUUGGUGCAAAAAGUGCAAUACUGGAAGAUGACUGCAGCACAGCGAGAGAACGAGAAGCUCGAACUGAUGAAAGAAAUAAAUGAACUGCGACUGAAGCUCAGUCGAAUCAGGAGUGGUGGAGCGGCCCAAGCCAGAAAACUAGAUGCUGCGUUACAAUCAGCCAGCGAAGAGGCUCUUUCACAUCUGGUUCAGGCCUCCGGAGCAGUAGCGCGGACCAUAGAACUGGCUAAAACGUAUAUGAGAGAUAGACAGCAGCUAGACACAGCGUCCCCUAGAUGGAGCAAUAUUGGGGGGACGCCUAACAAUGAUAGGGUCCAUCGAGUGCCACCAAUGAUGAUUGGGGGACAGUCCAUUCAGCCUGUGGUGUCAUUAAGCCGGGCCAUUUUCAACACAAGCAAUCCAAGAACAGCAUCAAGGAGUCCUAAUUCAUCACUCAACAGAAGUGUGACGCCCAGAGCACUGCCUAUGCACAUGUUACAAGACGUUUACAUCCCUCUAACGAGAAUAGACGCCGCCUUACACGACCAGGCAGGGAACAACAUGGAAUCGGAUACAGAACAGAAUGACAUGGAGGAUAGCACUGGAGACUUGGGCCUUGAAGAUAGUCACGAAAGAUCUGUUGAUGAAUCUCAAAAUAUUACAGAAGAAGACUUUGAAGAAUCGCGGAGACUGGAUGCAGUGACUGAAGAUUUGGAACCUGAAGAUGAAAUAGAAACACCUCCAAGCAGUAGAGUGGACAAUCCGCUAGAAGGCCCCAGCUGGUUGCUUGACGCACCGAGAAAUGAUAAGCCAAGCGUGUCCCGUCCGCGCUCGAACCUGGAACCCGACUCCACCACCGAAGUUGAGGAGAAUGCCAACGCGCACACUGCCUCGCCCGCGCUGUCCAAUGACGAGGCAGAGAAGGAGAACGCGCCCGUAUGUGAGUUCUCGCCGACGCUGCGGCGCCGCAAGCGGUCCGCCUCGCCGCCGUCGCCCGCGCCGUCGCCGCUGCCGCGGGCGCGCGCGCGGGCCGCACGCCGACCGAGCCGGAUUAUUCCCAUCCCCAAUCCGUCCCCCGGACACGGCCUGAGCCGACGUCCGAGCCUACCGUAG
Messenger RNA from Ostrinia nubilalis (European corn borer), 1278 nucleotides. RefSeq lists its product as uncharacterized. The coding region runs from base 136 to 1278 and encodes 380 amino acids. The record is from RefSeq and is a predicted model, not a curated record. The transcript has 10 exons. NCBI's taxonomy places the organism in Eukaryota, Metazoa, Arthropoda, Insecta, Lepidoptera, Crambidae.